This is a messenger RNA of Cooperia oncophora, 693 nucleotides long. The record is from the annotation of a GenBank genome assembly. NCBI's taxonomy places the organism in Eukaryota, Metazoa, Nematoda, Chromadorea, Rhabditida, Trichostrongylidae.
AUGAGCCCUCCUAGUCCGGCUGAGCGAUAUCCACCUCGCUUCAGAUCUAACUCUCCUCCAUCCUCCUCUGAUUAUGCCAUGUCCGUACGGGAUCCAGCUCUUCGACGACCUCGUCCAGCUCAACUUUAUUAUUCACGCCCAUUGCGGACUGGUUAUUCCUCGUACUCUCCACAGCACUACUCUCGGAGUCCUUACUCUGAAGACAGUGUAUCCAGCAGUUAUCGACGGCACGGAUAUUCUAGAUAUCACGACUCGACUCCUCAAGAAAUUAGCGAAGACGACGGUGAGACGGUGCCGAAUUCAGUAAGGCAACGUCGCUUACCCCUGAUUGGCUCAAUACCACCCGUAAGCGGUAGUGAACUGCGAUCAGCUCCUUAUGCUCAGCCAUCAUAUCCAGCAGGUCAAUUUGCAUCACCGCCAUAUCGUCCACCAUCCGUUGUAUCGCCAGUGCGACCACAUCACCAGGACUACUACCCACCCAGAGAGAACUACUACGAUAUUCCAUCGCCCAGUCCGGCUGGCAAUGACGUAUAUCAUGGUCACGGAUACAAUCGUUCAUCACCGUCCAGAUAUCCUUCAGUGGUAUACGCCCACGACACCGGCCCACGGACCAGAAUUAUUCAAGCUCAGUCCGGUGCAAUACCGUUGAGUGACUCGGAUUCAGACGAUCAAGAGCGAUGGGCUGUUGUUUAA